Molecule: messenger RNA, 3878 nt
Organism: Lagenorhynchus albirostris (white-beaked dolphin)
Lineage: Eukaryota; Metazoa; Chordata; Mammalia; Artiodactyla; Delphinidae
Gene: ITGA1
Product: integrin subunit alpha 1
Exons: 29
Coding region: 140-3676 (1178 amino acids)
Biological process (GO): cell-matrix adhesion; cell-cell adhesion; integrin-mediated signaling pathway
Cellular component (GO): external side of plasma membrane; integrin complex
Molecular function (GO): integrin binding
Source: RefSeq, a predicted model, not a curated record
GCCGGGGCCAACGGGGCCAGCGACUGAGACCCACGGCGGCGGGCGGAGUGGCCCAGAGCAACGCGGCUCCAGCGCGUGGUUUCGCCGAGUCCUUCCCUCCGAUCCAGUGCGUCCCCCGGGCGCUGCAGCCGCUCCAGCUAUGGACCCCCGGCGCCGCGCCAGCCCAGGGAUCGCUGUCGCCUGCUGCUGGCUCCUCACCGUUCUAGGCUUCUGCAUAUCAUUCAAUGUUGAUGUGAAAAACUCAUUGACUUUCAGCGGCCCAGUGGAGGACAUGUUUGGAUAUACUGUUCAACAAUAUGAAAAUGCAGAAGGAAAAUGGGUGCUUGUUGGUUCUCCUUUAGUUGGACAACCCAAGAACAGAACUGGAGAUGUCUAUAAGUGUCCAGUUGGGAGAGGUGAAUCAUUACCUUGCAUAAAGUUGGAUCUUCCAGUUAAUACAUCAAUUCCCAAUGUCACAGAAGUAAAGGAGAAUAUGACAUUUGGAUCAACUUUAGUCACCAACCCAAAUGGAGGGUUUCUGGCGUGCGGGCCCUUAUAUGCCUAUAGAUGUGGACAUUUGCAUUACACAACGGGAAUCUGUUCUGAUGUCAGCCCCACAUUUCAAGUCGUGAACUCCAUUGCCCCUGUACAAGAAUGCAGCACUCAGCUGGACAUAGUCAUAGUGCUGGAUGGUUCCAACAGUAUUUACCCCUGGGAAAGUGUUACAGCUUUUUUAAAUGACCUUCUUGAAAGAAUGGAUAUUGGUCCUAAACAGACACAGGUUGGAAUUGUACAGUAUGGAGAAAAUGUAACCCAUGAGUUCAACCUCAAUAAGUACUCAUCAACGGAAGAGGUGCUUGUUGCAGCAAAUAAAAUAGUCCAGAGAGGUGGCCGCCAGACGAUGACAGCCCUUGGAAUAGACACAGCAAGGAAAGAAGCUUUCACUGAAGCCCGGGGUGCCCGAAGAGGGGUUAAAAAAGUCAUGGUAAUUGUGACUGAUGGAGAGUCCCAUGACAACCAUCAACUGAAUAAGGUCAUCCAGGACUGUGAAGAUGAAAGCAUUCAGCGGUUUUCCAUAGCUAUUCUUGGCAGCUAUAAUCGAGGAAAUUUAAGCGCUGAAAAAUUUGUGGAGGAAAUAAAAUCAAUUGCAAGUGAACCCACGGAAAAGCAUUUCUUCAAUGUCUCUGAUGAAUUGGCACUAGUCACUAUUGUUGAAGCUCUGGGAGAAAGAAUCUUUGCCCUGGAAGCUACAGCUGACCAGUCGGCAGCUUCUUUUGAGAUGGAAAUGUCUCAGACCGGCUUCAGUGCUCAUUAUUCACAGGACUGGGUCAUGCUUGGAGCAGUAGGAGCCUAUGAUUGGAAUGGAACAGUCGUCAUGCAGAAGGCUAAUCAAAUCCUAAUUCCCCAAAACACAACCUUUAAUGUUGAGUCUACCAAAAAGAAUGAACCUCUUGCUUCUUAUUUAGGUUACACAGUAAACUCCGCCACUGUUUCUGGAGAUGUGCUCUACAUUGCCGGACAGCCACGGUACAAUCAUACAGGCCAGGUGGUCAUCUACAGGAUGGAGGAUGGAGACAUCAGGAUUCUCCAGACACUCCAUGGAGAACAGAUCGGUUCCUACUUUGGAAGUGUUUUGACGACAGUUGACAUUGAUAAAGAUUCUAAUACUGACAUUCUUCUAGUCGGGGCACCUAUGUUCAUGGGAACAGAGAAGGAGGAACAAGGAAAAGUGUACAUCUAUGCUCUGAAUCAGACAAGGUUUGAAUAUCAAAUGAGCCUGGAACCCAUGAAGCAGACUUGCUGUUCGUCUCUGAAGCACAAUUCAUGCACAAAGGAAAACAAAAAUGAACCAUGUGGGGCUCGUUUUGGAACAGCUAUUUCUGCUGUGAAAGACCUCAAUCUUGAUGGAUUUAAUGACAUAGUGAUAGGAGCACCCCUGGAAGAUGAUCAUGGGGGAGCUGUGUACAUUUAUCAUGGAAGUGGCAAGACUAUAAGGGAAGAGUAUGCACAACGUAUUCCAUCAGGGGGAGAUGGCGAGACACUGAAAUUUUUUGGCCAGUCUAUCCACGGAGAAAUGGAUUUAAAUGGUGACGGUCUGACCGAUGUCACUAUUGGGGGCCUUGGUGGUGCUGCCCUCUUCUGGUCCCGAGAUGUGGCUGUAGUUAAAGUGACCAUGAAUUUUGAACCCAAUAAGGUGAAUAUUCAAAAGAAAAACUGCCGCGUGGAGGGAAAGGAAACAGUAUGCAUAAAUGCCACAGUGUGUUUUGAUGUGAAAUUGAAGUCCAAAGAAGACAGGGUUUACGAAGCUGAUAUGCAAUACCGUAUCACACUAGAUUCUCUAAGACAGAUAUCACGGAGUUUUUUCUCUGGAACUCAAGAGAGGAAGAUUCAAAGAAACAUCACAGUUCGAGAAUCAGAAUGCACUAAGCAUUCCUUCUACAUGUUGGACAAGCAUGACUUUCGGGACUCUGUGAGAAUAACUUUGGAUUUUAAUCUUACCGAUCCAGAAAAUGGGCCCGUUCUUGAUGAUUCUUUACCAAAUUCAGUACAUGAAUAUAUUCCCUUUGCCAAAGAUUGUGGAAACAAGGAAAAAUGUAUCUCGGACCUCGCCCUGGAUGUCUCCACCACAGAAAAGGGCCUGCUUAUUGUCAGGUCCCACAAUGAUAAGUUCAAUGUUAGCCUCACAGUCAAAAAUAAAGAGGACAGUGCCUAUAACACCAGAACCAUAGUGAAUUAUUCUCCAAAUCUAAUUUUUUCAGGAAUUGAGGCUAUCCAAAAAGACAGUUGUGAAUCCAAUCAUAAUAUCACAUGUAAAGUUGGAUAUCCUUUCCUAAGAAGAGGAGAAAUGGUAACAUUCAAAAUAUUAUUUCAGUUUAACUCAUCUUAUCUCAUGGAAAAUGUGAUUAUUCAUUUAAGUACAACAAGUGACAGUGAAGAGCCACCUGAAGCCCUUUUCGAUAAUGAAGUAAACGUUUCCAUCCCUGUAAAAUAUGAAGUUGGUCUACAGUUUUACAGCUCUGCAAGUGAAUACCAUAUUUCAAUUGCGGCCAAUGAGACAGUCCCUGAAAUUAUUAGUUCUACCGAGGACAUUGGAAAUGAAAUUAAUAUCUUCUACUUGAUUAGAAAAAGUGGGCAUUUUCCAAUGCCAGAACUUAAGCUGUCAAUUUCAUUCCCCAACAUGACAUCAGAUGGUUUUCCUGUACUGUACUCAAGUGGGUGGUCAUCUUCUGAGAAUGUCAACUGCAGACCCAGUAACCUCCAGGAUCCUUUUGGUAUCAACUCUGGGAAGAAAAUGAUAAUAUCCAAAUCUGAAGAUCUCAAACGAGGCACCAUUCUGGACUGCAGUGCAUGUAAAUUUGCCACCAUCACAUGUAAUCUGAUUCCUUCUGACAUGAGCCAAGUGAAUGUUUCACUUAUCUUAUGGAAACCAACUUUUAUAAAAGCACAUUUUUCCAGCUUAAAUCUUACUCUAGGGGCAGAACUUCAGAGUGAAAAUACAUCACUAGUUUUAAGUGCUGGCAAUCAAAAAAGAGAGCUUGCUAUUCAAAUAUCCAAAGAUGGGCUACCAGGCAGAGUGCCAUUAUGGGUUAUCCUGUUGAGUGCUUUUGCUGGAUUAUUGCUAUUAAUGCUGCUCAUAUUAGCACUGUGGAAGAUUGGGUUCUUCAAAAGACCACUAAAGAAGAAAAUGGAGAAAUGAAAUAUUUUAGAAGAAAUAAUUAUUCAAUGAUCUAUCCUCAGGUUUGCCUCAAAUAUGUGACAAGAAAUUUAUAAAUACAAUUAAAGACAUAGUCACAUAACUCUACAUAAUCCAUCAGGGAUUAAUCAUUUAGAAAAUGACAGAUCAAGCAAGAUCCAAAAACAAUACAUUAAAGCUUUAUUUUAUAAAAUGUUGAAAAAUA